Molecule: messenger RNA, 486 nt
Organism: Zychaea mexicana
Lineage: Eukaryota; Fungi; Mucoromycota; Mucoromycetes; Mucorales; Lichtheimiaceae
Product: Rhodanese-like domain-containing protein
Exons: 3
Coding region: 1-486 (161 amino acids)
Cellular component (GO): cytoplasm; nucleus
Molecular function (GO): protein tyrosine phosphatase activity
Source: RefSeq, a predicted model, not a curated record
AUGUCAUACAGCGCACCUUUUAUUGAAAGCGAAGAGGUUGUCCAUUGUGUCCGUGACCCAUCAAAAGUGCCAGGAAAAGAUUAUCUCGUCGUUGAUGUCAGGGACAAUGACUUUCACGGUGGUAAUAUUCCUGGCGCCAUCAAUGUACCCGCCAAUCAAUUGGUAGAUCGUGGCAAUGCACUGAUUGAAAAGUACAAGCAAGUGCCGCUGGUCGUGUUUCACUGUGCCUUGUCACAGCAACGCGGACCCAAGGCAGCGCGCAUAUACAAUGAGAUGCGUCACCUCACGGGCGAAAAGGGUGACCAGAAGGUGGUUGUCAUGCGAGGUGGAUUUGACGGGUGGCAUGCGCGGUAUCACAAGGAAAAAGAUCUGAUUGCAAACUACGAGCCAAGCAUAUGGGGUGUCUUUGAAGAAGAAGAAGAAGAAGACCAAGAAACUGUAGAGAAUAACCCAUUCAUGGCUGGUGUGCCAAAAUCAUCAUCGUAA